Biomphalaria glabrata is the source of this 743-nucleotide messenger RNA. Its product is annotated as epithelial membrane protein 2-like. The coding region runs from base 69 to 707 and encodes 212 amino acids. The transcript has 4 exons. NCBI's taxonomy places the organism in Eukaryota, Metazoa, Mollusca, Gastropoda, Planorbidae. The record is from RefSeq and is a predicted model, not a curated record. Gene Ontology annotation, cellular component: plasma membrane.
ACAUUAUACAGUCCUAGACAACACAGAACUAAGAAGUUUUUUUUUUCCCAACGGUUCUGCUAAAUCAGAUGAUACUGAAUAUGCCAAAAAAAACGACUUUGUCAAGUGGAAUCAAUGCCUUACACUGUGUUUGUGCAGUCUUACUUAUUUCGGGAUUACUACUGCACACUGUAGGAAUGGUUACUCCCAAUUGGAUUGUGGUCAAUAUGGAAAAGGAUUCGGAAAAUUCAGGAAUAAAUGACAGUCGCAAGCUCAAAACUUUAACCUUGGGUCUCUGGGAAGCCUGUUAUCACUUGUGUAUAGAAUAUCAUUGUUCGCCUAUUACAGAUGACUUUCAAAGACAUGACCAAGGAAUAUUGCAAGCACUAAAAGCAGCUCAAGUUUUAGCAACUCUAGGAAUGCUCAGUGGAUUAUGCUGCUUGGGAGAGAUGUGUAUUUAUUUAUUUAUAUUGCCAAAGCAACGAGUCAAAUCUUUUCUUAUUAAGAACAUCCUGUUAUGGACAAGCUUCAUUUCUUUGGUCUUUAUUGCAGUCAGUACAAGCUGUUACGCAGCGGGUGUCCACGUGAAGCUAGAUUUUUUUCACCAGAAUUCCAAAAUUGGUUACUCCAUUGUCCUCAGUGGUGUUGGAGGAGCCAUUAUUUUUCUUAGUGGUAUUCUGUUUCAUAUAUCUGACAAUGAUGCUGUUUAUAUCUAUGUGCAUGUGUAAGAACAGUCUUUAUGUAUAAAUGCAUUUAAAGUGCGU